AUGGAAGACGUCGAUCCAUACAAUCGCCAGAAGUACUCGUCCAGCUCGCGCACCCCAACUCAGAGGGCCGCCUACCUUUCGUCGCAACCCAACAUGGACUCGACCGCUGCCCGCCGCUACUCGCCAAUGAACACGACCUCGCCUACCUCACCAUACAUGACCAGCCCGAACCAAUACACGCCCCAGCAGAUGCGACAAUCGCCUACGCGUCACAUGUACUCGUCGCCGACUCAAUCGCGUCCGAACCUCCCUCCCAUCCAGUCCAAUGCCGACUUCUACCCCUCGCCCUUCAAUCAGAGCGGCCCCCACUCUCCGCGCCUACCUCCUCCCAACCAGUCCCAGUCCGAGCCGCCCACUCGCGGCCCUGUUCCCGUCUUUACAAAGUGUGACAAUGUCGGUGAUUUGCAGCCUCGUGUCAACGCCCAGCCACCUUUCAGGAGAGCUCAUCCAGACGGCGGUUUCAUUUCGCCUCUGCAAGCUUUGACUACACAGUUGCCUGCAACAUACAGAAUUUGCAACCCAAAUUUCCAGUAUGAGAGUUCGCGCAACCCACGCAGAGUCCUCACCAAGCCAUCUAAGGGCACCAAGAACGACGGCUACGAUAACGAGGAUAGCGAUUACAUUCUCUAUGUCAAUGACAUUCUCGGCAGCGACGACACGAACAACAAGAACCGCUACCUCAUUCUCGAUGUCCUCGGUCAGGGUACCUUUGGUCAGGUGGUGAAAUGUCAGAAUCUCAAAACCCAAGAGGUUGUUGCGGUCAAGGUGGUGAAGAACCGCACAGCCUACUUCAACCAGAGCAUGAUGGAGGUGUCUGUUCUCGAUCUGAACGACGAUCACCACAUUCUCCGACUCAAGGACACAUUCAUCCACAAACAACACCUGUGUCUAGUGUUCGAGCUUUUGUCGGUCAACCUUCUUGAGAGCCCUAUCAUCAAAAUUAUCGAUUUCGGAUCUGCAUGUGACGAACGUCAGACCGUAUACACAUACAUCCAAUCGCGCUUUUACAGAUCUCCAGAAGUCCUCCUCGGCUUGCCCUACUCAGCGGCCAUUGACAUGUGGUCUUUGGGCUGCAUUGUUGUCGAGCUUUUCCUCGGCCUGCCUCUUUUCCCUGGUUCCUCCGAGUACAAUCAAGUGUCGAGAAUCACCGAGAUGCUAGGUCUCCCUCCCACCUGGAUGCUUGAAGUCGGCAAGCAAUCAGGCGAGUUCUUCGAGAAAACUCAUGACGAGUUUGGUCGUAAAACAUAUCGUCUCAAACCAAUGGAUCAGUACUCUAGAGAGCACGGCACAAAGGAGCAACCCAGCAAGAAGUACUUCUCCGCCACUACCCUUCCUGAAAUCAUCCGCAACUACCCAAUGCCGCGUAAGGGCAUGAAGCAAGCAGAGAUUGACCGUGAAAUGAACAACAGGAUCGCCUUCAUCGACUUCGUCCACGGUCUUCUGAACAUCAACCCACUCGAGAGAUGGACGCCACAGCAGGCUCGUACUCACCCUUUCAUCACACAACAAAAGUUCACUGGCCCCUUCCAGCCCCAAAUGCAUCUCAAACCAUCAUCUUCUCGCUCACCCGCCCCGGGCCUUCAACAACAGCAGCAAGCCGAAGCUCUAUCAAAGCAGCGUGCCCAGGCUGCACAGCAGCAGCAGCAUCAUCAGCAACAGCAGGCUCAGUCUGCAGCCAAUGCCGCCUAUGCCGGCGUGCACAUGCAACCUCCUGGCUACCCGGCCUCUCCUCACGCCCAGCAAUCACCCAUGUAUUCCAACAUGUACACUCCCACACAGCAGCAACAAGCUCCACCCCCGUACCCUUCGGCCGCCGUACCCAACACAUACAAUCAAGCGCCCAUGCUGCAGCAACCGCCGCCGAUCGCCUCCAUGCACGGCCACCAGCCUCAGCAACACGCCUAUCAGCACAACCAGCCUCAAUCGUCACUCUACGCUCAGGCCACCACACGAGCCGGUCGCCAACGUGCUUCCACCAUGGACUUGGCGAAUGGAAUUCCGUCAUCGUUGCAGCGAGUGGUAUCUCAUCUCGAUCCCAACGCACCCAUUCGCCUUCAACCCAGCCCAGCCUACUAUCCCCCUCCCAACGAACAAACAGGAGACGUCGGUAACGUCGGUGGUAGGAGGCGUAUGAGCAGAGGACCAAGAGAUGCCCGAAGCCAGACAAACUUUGUACGACAGCUAGAGGAUCGCACGCUGGAAGAAGGAUGGACGGGUGGUAACAACGGCGGCGGCGGUGGCGGUUGGGCAUGA
This is a messenger RNA of Aureobasidium uvarum, 2253 nucleotides long. NCBI's taxonomy places the organism in Eukaryota, Fungi, Ascomycota, Dothideomycetes, Dothideales, Saccotheciaceae. The record is from the annotation of a GenBank genome assembly.